Messenger RNA from Penicillium daleae, 402 nucleotides. RefSeq lists its product as uncharacterized. Gene Ontology annotation, cellular component: nucleolus. The coding region runs from base 1 to 402 and encodes 133 amino acids. The record is from RefSeq and is a predicted model, not a curated record. NCBI's taxonomy places the organism in Eukaryota, Fungi, Ascomycota, Eurotiomycetes, Eurotiales, Aspergillaceae. The transcript has 3 exons.
AUGGCGCCAGACGAAUACUCCACUGGCGGGGGUGGCAAGCUCAAGCUCAAGGGCAGCAAAGUGAGCGACGGGCGGGUCGACAAGAAAAAGAAGAAGAAGGCGAAGAAGGAGAAAGACGCUGCGCAGAGCGAACAAGCCGAGCAAGUCCAACGGCCGGAGUCAGGCGAGGCUGAUGCUGAAGCUGAGGCUGAGCGGGAGGCGUCUCGCGAGCGAGAGGAAGAGGGCGGUUCUUCUGCGAAGACGGAGGCUGAGAAGAAGUAUGAGGAGGUGAGGCGGAAACGGUUACAUGAGCGGCUCCAGAAAGAAGGAAUCAAGUCACACAAGGAACGUGUGGAGGAGCUGAACAAGUACCUCAGCCGGUUGAGUGAGCAUCAUGACAUGCCGAAGAUCGGACCUGGUUAA